CUCAAUCUUAACUUUGCACUGGGUUCUCGCUCUUGGCUUUUUUGUAUCUGUACUCGCAAUGAGUAGUCUCAUCUCAGCUGUUGCCUGGGUGCGACGGGGCGCUUCUGCGCAAAUACCCUCAAAAUAUGUUCUAGACGAUCAAGAGCUAGAGCGGGUCAGUGGCCUUGCGCGGAUCAAGUUGGAGGAUGCCCGUGUAGAGCUGCAGAGAGCACACGAAGCCGCAAAAUUAAUGGGUAGGGGUGCGGAGGGUGUCGAGGCAGAUGAUCAAGGAGAAGAAGACGACGAAGCCAAUUGGGUUGAUGAGGACAGCGAUGCAAUGGAUAUAGAUGAGACGCCAGAUAUGGCAAAUAAGGACGAUCUAUCUCAGUAUAAACUUGAUGAAUACGACGACGAUGUACAAACGGAUGCUAUUGGACCAUUCGGCAAUAUAAAGGGUCUCACUUACUACAAGGAUAAUUCUGAGGAUCCUUACAUCACGCUAAAAGAGGAUGACGACAAUGAACGCGAAGACCUUGAAAUUCUCCCAACGGACAAUCUCCUUGUGGUUGCAAAGACUGAGGACGAAAUAUCUCAACUAGAGAUAUACGUCUACGAAGAAUUGCAAGACAAUAUUUACGUUCAUCACGACCUCAUGCUCCCUGCUUUUCCUUUAUGUCUUGAGUGGCUUGACUUUCCACCAGCAUCAUCCACUUCCAAUGACCCAGCCAGCACUGGCUUCGGCAAUUACAUUGCUGUCGGUACCAUGGAUCCUGAAAUUGAGGUAUGGUCUUUGGACGUCGUCGAAUCCGUAUAUCCAAACUCCGUGCUCGGUAGACCCGACCUUACGAAAGCUCACGUUCCAGUGCCGUCAGGAAGUGGGAAGAAGAAGAAGAAGAGAAUGAAGUCUCGGUCCAUCGAAAAGGGCUAUCAUGUCGACGCGGUGCUGGGUUUGAGCUGGAAUAAAGUUCAACGGAACUUGCUUGCCAGUGCCAGCGCAGACAAGACUGUGAAGCUGUGGGAUUUGAGUCGUGGCCCUUUUAUGGAUGACACUGAUGGUGCGAUUCGGAAUUUUGAUGUCCACAAGGACAAGGUGCAAGCAGUGCAAUGGAACGAGAGAAAUCCUAGUGUGCUCCUUACAGGAAGCUACGAUCGUACUGUCCGGACAUUUGAUUCCCGAUCACCAAGUUCUGGUGUAGGGGCUUUCCUUGGGAGCGAUGUGGAGGCUUUACGGUGGGACCCUUGGGAAGAGGUGGGAUUCUACGUUGCUUUGGAAAACGGACUGGUCCUCAAUUACGAUGUCCGUAAUCUUCCCUCAGACUUGGAAACGCCAUCACCAGCACGUUUUACCCUUUCAGCACACGAUGGGCCCACAUCCGCGCUUGAUAUCAACCCUCAUAUCAGGGGAUGCAUAGGGACUGGUGGAGCUGAUAAGCUUGUGAAAAUAUGGAAUGUCAUUGACAAUGAUUCCAGUGGUAAGAUGAAUGUGACGUUGGUGACUUCUAGAGAUCUUGGCGUCGGCAAGGUCUUUUCGACAACCUUUUCUCCUGACGACCCUCUCACGGUAGCCGCUGGAGGAUCCAAAGCUAAACUUCAGGUGUGGGACGUCGGCGCCAAUUUUGGCGCCCGGAAAGCAUUUGGGACGAAGCUAAAGGAAGCAGGCAAACUACUGAGAGAGCGCGAAGACAGAGGAAAUGGCGGUGUAAUUGGCAUUGACAGCGAUGAAGAGGACGAAGAGAAUGAGGAUUAGCCAGUCAAGACUCAGUGUUGAUUUGAAUCUCACACGACGUGGUCGUUAGAGUAUAGAUGAAUAAUUUUAUCGUGAAGUAACAUGUAAAGUAACCUCUGCAUUAAGCUCUGCUGGCAAAAUUUCUCCGUCUGUAAUGGACACUUCUAGGCUCCUU
Molecule: messenger RNA, 1880 nt
Organism: Guyanagaster necrorhizus
Lineage: Eukaryota; Fungi; Basidiomycota; Agaricomycetes; Agaricales; Physalacriaceae
Product: WD40 repeat-like protein
Exons: 6
Coding region: 59-1726 (555 amino acids)
Biological process (GO): rRNA processing
Cellular component (GO): nucleus
Molecular function (GO): protein binding
Source: RefSeq, a predicted model, not a curated record